UCCUUUUUGUGACGUCUCACCAAUUGUAUUGUAUACAUAUCAAAACUAGUAAACUCUACCAUUAUACCCAUUUUUCAUGUUUUUAUUGGUCUUCAUGUCCCAACCAAAUGUAUACAAUUGGUUGGGACGGAGGGAGUACCGUAUUUCCAAAUAAUUCGACUAACUGGUUCUUUUAUAUAUUUCAAGAACGGAGGUGCGUAGAGAUUUUAAACAAGAGCAGGAGGUUGUUUGUAAAGAGAAUGGGAGACAUUGAGAAGAAGAGCAAGAUACUUAUAUUCGGAGGAACCGGAUAUUACGGUACAUACCAGGUGAAAGCAUGCGUCGCAGCUGCUCAUCCUACUUAUGUUUAUGCUCGACCCGUGAAACCUCCUCAUGAUCCCUCCAAGCUGGACCUUCUCAAAGAAUUUAAGUCCCUCGGAGUUACCAUUUUUGAGGGAGAACUCGAUGAACAUGAGAAGCUUGUGGAGGCGAUUCGUCAAGUUGAUAUUGUUAUUGUAACGCUGGGACUCCCCUUGAUCAUGACUCAACUCAAAAUAAUAACAGCCAUGCAAGAGGCGGGUAAUGUAAAGAGAUUCAUUCCUUCAGAAUUUGGUAAUGAGUGUGAUAGAAUUAGUCCACUACCACCGUAUCAAGCUGCAUGCUGUGGCCCGAAGAAGAUAAUCAGAAGGGCCGCUGAAAAAUCUGGAAUACCGUAUACAUUUGUGAUUGCAAACACAUAUGGUGCAUAUUUUGUGAAUUAUCUGCUACGUCCAUAUGACAAAGAAAGCAACAAAGUUACCAUCUAUGGCACUGGUGAAGCACAGUUCAGCCUUAACUAUGAAAAGGAUAUAGCAGAAUAUACAGUGAAAGUCGCAACAGAUCCACAAACAGAAAAUGGCUUAAUCAUCUACAGGCUUCCCAAAUGUAUAAUCUCACAGUUGGAUUUGAUUUCAAUGUGGGAGAAGAAAACUGGACACGCCAUGGAAAAGACCUACGUCUCUGAGGAGAAACUGAUCAAUCUUUCGGAAACCUUGCCUUUCCCAGAGAGUGCACCAAUGGCGAUACUUUACAGCCUUUUCGUAAAAGGUGAGGAGAUGGCUUAUGAUCUGAAAGAGGAGGACUUGGACGUUGUUGAGUUAUACCCAGAGUACAAGUACACAACAGUUGAGGAACUUCUUGAUAUUUUUCUGGUUGAUCCACCGAAACCUUUUCAGGCUGCUUUCUAAGUUUUAAUUCUGGAUUUUGCUUGCGAGAAAAAUGUAAUAAUCUGUUAUUGUAUCCAUGACAAUUAGCAUGUACUUUGUUUGCACCAGAGCUCCCAACUGAAUCAAUGAGAAGCAAAUAAUAUUCUCCAG
Molecule: messenger RNA, 1334 nt
Organism: Daucus carota subsp. sativus
Lineage: Eukaryota; Viridiplantae; Streptophyta; Magnoliopsida; Apiales; Apiaceae
Product: eugenol synthase 1
Exons: 5
Coding region: 108-1205 (365 amino acids)
Molecular function (GO): oxidoreductase activity
Source: RefSeq, a predicted model, not a curated record